Molecule: messenger RNA, 2945 nt
Organism: Sorex araneus (European shrew)
Lineage: Eukaryota; Metazoa; Chordata; Mammalia; Eulipotyphla; Soricidae
Gene: TBC1D22A
Product: TBC1 domain family member 22A
Exons: 13
Coding region: 152-1660 (502 amino acids)
Biological process (GO): activation of GTPase activity
Molecular function (GO): GTPase activator activity
Source: RefSeq, a predicted model, not a curated record
UUCCGGAGGGAGGCGGAAGCGCGGUGGGCGCGGGGUCCGGGCGCGCCAGGGCGGCUGCUGCGGGGCCGCCGGGACUCGCGGACAGCGGCCUCCGGGCGGGCGGCCGCGCUCGGGCUGUGGGCGUCGCGCGCCCGAGGGAUGCCGAGGCGCCAUGGCCAGCGACGGCGCCAGGAGGCAGUUCUGGAAGCGCAGCAACAGCAAGGUCCCGGGCAGCAUCCGGCACGUGUACGGCGCCCAGCACCCCCCCUUUGACCCGCUGUCCCACGGCACCCUGCCGCAGGCCGCGCCCAGCCCCCCCGCCCGGCCCCGGCGGGUCAGCACCUUCCAGGAGUUCGAGAGCGACACGAGCGACGCGUGGGACGCAGGCGAGGACGACGACGGGCUGCUGGCCAUGGCGGCCGCGCAGCUGCACACGGAUGUGGUCCUGGAGACGGCGCACCGCGUGCUGCGCGACCACCGCCAGCGGCAGGGCCAGCGGCCCCCCGCGGGCCCCGAGCCCCCCGCCACGCCGCCGCCCGCCGGGGACCCGCGGCUGGUGAAGUCGGUCAGCGAGAGCCACGCGUCCUGCCCCGCAGAGAGCGCCGGCGCCCCCGCGCCCCUGCAGAGGUCCCAGUCGCUCCCGCAGGCCGACUCUGCCCCGGGCCCCGCGGCCGAGGCGCCCAGCAGCGUGGUGCUCAGCGAGAGGGAGGCCUCGCGGCUCGACAAGUUCCGGCAGCUCCUCGCCGGCCCCAACACGGACCUUGAGGAGCUGCGGAGGCUCAGCUGGUCCGGGAUCCCGCGGCCCGUCCGGCCCGUCACGUGGAAGCUGCUUUCGGGCUACCUUCCCGCCAACGCGGACCGGCGGGCAGCCACCCUGCAGCGGAAGCAGGAGGAGUACUUUGCGCUGGUGGAGCAGUACUACGGCUCCCGGCACGAGGAGGCCCACCAGGACACGUACCGGCAGAUCCGCAUCGACAUCCCCCGGAUGGGCCCCGAAGCCUUGGUUCUUCAGCCCCGAGUGACGGAGAUUUUCGAGCGGAUACUGUUUAUCUGGGCGAUCCGACACCCUGCCAGUGGCUACGUGCAGGGCAUCAACGACCUCGUCACGCCUUUCUUUGUCGUCUUCAUCUGUGAACACGUAGAGGAGGAGGCCGUGGACACCGCCGACCUCUCCCGUGUGCCCGAGGAGGCUCUGCGCAACGUGGAGGCCGACACGUACUGGUGCAUGAGCCGGCUGCUCGACGGGAUCCAGGACAACUACACGUUUGCACAGCCGGGGAUCCAGACGAAGGUGAAGAUGCUGCAGGAGCUGGUCAGCCGCAUCGACGAGCCCCUGCACCAGCACCUGGACCAGCACGAGGUGCGGUACCUGCAGUUCACCUUCCGCUGGAUGAACAACCUCCUGAUGCGGGAGCUGCCCCUGGCCUGCACCGUGCGCCUCUGGGACACCUACCAGGCAGAGCCCGACGGCUUCUCGCACUUCCACCUGUACGUGUGCGCCGCCUUCCUGCUGCGCUGGCGGACGGAGAUCCUGGCGGAGAGAGACUUCCAGGAGCUGCUGCUGUUCCUGCAGAACCUGCCCACGGCCCGCUGGGGCGACCGGGACAUGAGCCUACUGCUGGCCAACGCCUACCGCCUGCAGUUCGCCUUCGCCGACGCCCCCAACCACUACAAGCGCUGAGCCCGCCCGCGGGUGCCAAAGAGCGUCGGGGGUCCCGGCCCCCGCGCCCCCCUGCCCAAGUGCCAAGCGGCUCUACAGGGCGGGCGCCGGCGGGGCAGGCGGGGCCGAGGCCCCCAGUGCUGCCUGUUGAAGCGAAUAAAGCGAGAAAGCUAACACCUGGCACCCUCCCCGCCGGCCCCCCAGCCGUGCCGGCCCUCCAGGCCUGGGCAGGACCCCCCAGCCGUGCCGGCCCCCGGCCCUGGGCAGGACCCCCCGUGUGGACGGGCCCCGGGCAGGACCCCCCGCCAUGGACGGGCCCCGGGCAGGACCCCCCAGCGUGGACGGGCCCCGGCCCUGGGCAGGACCCCCAGCGUGGACGGGCCCCGGGCCUGGGCAGGACCCCCCAGCCGUGGACGGCCGGGCCGGCAGACUCACCCGCCCCUCUCGGGCCCUCCCUGGGCUGCCCAGGGCAGUGGGGGCCGGGCCGCCCUCAGGACAGCGCCAGCCCCUGCGUCCUCCUUGCGCCCAGCGGGCCCGGCCGACCCAUGGACAAGAGGAGCAGCACCGCCCACUGCCCCUCCCGGCCCAGCCCCCAGCCGCUCAGUCCUGGGGCCUCCGUCCUGCCGCCGCUCCCAGACGCGUCCCGGGGCUUCCCAGCUCCUCUCCGGCCCCCAGGCCGUGUGCCCUCCGGGGGGCCCCCUCAGUUCAGGCUGCCGAGAGACAGCUGGGUGGGCAGGGCGGCCCAGGGGGACACAUGCAAGCACCUGUGCACACGCAUGCACAUACAUGCACACAUGUGCCCAGGCGUGCACACAUACCCACGCGUAUACACACACGCACACACGUGUGCACACACAUGUACACGCACAAACAUGCGUGCAUGCACACAGCACGCAGUGGUGACGCCCCCCCUCUGCCGCGGCUCCUGCCGGGUUUCCUGAGGCUCCAGCUGAGUUUCUGCUCCGCUCUCCGGCCCGGAGCCGAGCUCUGCAGUCACCACCCCGGCGGGCCCAGAGAGCCCUCGCCACCCACCGCUGAAGACACCCUCGCUGGGGUGGGGUCGUGGGUGCCGCCCUGAGCCCCCCGGGGAGAACAGCCCCCUCCUCCUGUGCCCGGUGGUUGGGGGUCCCGGGGCUUCCCCGGCCACCUCCGCGCCCACGGACACCGCCGCCUCGGGCCCCCCUGCACGGGGCUGGGACUGUCCAUCCCGCACCCUGGGGCAGCCCUGGCCCGAGUCCCCGGGACGCGUGGGGCCCCCUGUGCCCGUCGCCAGCACUUUCUCUCGCCAUUAAAGCUACUCAAAGUC